This is a messenger RNA of Pygocentrus nattereri (red-bellied piranha), 1054 nucleotides long. Its product is annotated as tumor necrosis factor receptor superfamily member 13B. Bases 56 to 751 code for a protein of 231 amino acids. Gene Ontology annotation, cellular component: plasma membrane. The transcript has 5 exons. The record is from RefSeq and is a predicted model, not a curated record. Lineage: Eukaryota; Metazoa; Chordata; Actinopteri; Characiformes; Serrasalmidae.
ACGACUCCCCUAUGGCUGCCUAAGCGAGGUGUUUCGGUCUGGAUGGUGAGGAGCGAUGGCACGGUCCUGUACCAGCGGACACUACUGGGAUGGCCUGGUCAAACAGUGCAUGUCAUGUCAAAUGAUGUGUGAGCAACCGGAACCUCAUGCUCGCUGUAUGGACUUCUGCGUGGCCUAUGGCUGUAAGGCUGUAUCUGGCCAGUUCUAUGACCGGCUGCUGAAGAAGUGCUUGAAAUGUUCGGAGCUGUGUGGCCACCACCCGUCAGAGUGCUCGCAAGAGUGCCCCACGACCACCAGGACCACAGGAGUCUUUGCACUGCCGCCGCUGAACACUAGAGGGAGCCACAAGACCAGAGGAGUGCCCUACUCUGAGGCGCUGGUGUACUCUCUGCUGGGCCUGUGCCUCGCCAUGCUGCUCAGCACCAUGAUUGUGGCCCUGCUGGUGCUGCUGAGGAGGGCCCGAGUGCAGAAAGAGCACAGAGAGAAGAAGCCACAGCAGACCUCCAAAGACUGUCUGAUGGUGGAGGCCAUCACUCAGGAGGCCAAUGGGGUGGUCCCAGACAGACCCCGGGCUACAGAGACCUGCGUGCACUGCUUCACCGAGCAGACCAUCCCGCAGUGCCUAAACGGAGACCCCCAGCGCCGCCACCACUACACCAACGGCGUGGCUCACGGUCACGCCAGCAGGACCAUGUGUGAGCGGGACGAUGCUCUGAGGAUCAUCUGCUCACCCACCCAGACCAGCAUCUGAGCCAGGAGGCCGUGCAGGUGCUCCUCAUAUGGAAGGCUGGAGUGCUUUGAAUGUGGUUUGGACUGAAAGUGUCUGUGCCCUUCUGAGAAAACCUGCUCUGGGACUGAAAAACGUGCAGGAGGCAGCCGCACGUGAGCUGCGAGUUUCAGUGGCAUCAGGUCACAUCCUGGAGAGGAGCAGGGAGCACAGUGUGCAGGGUCGGAGAGAUAGUUUAAUAAAAAAUUAUAUUUCAUAGCUUCUCUGAUUGUGGUUGAUCACUCGUGAUGUAUUUGAUGUCUGAAGUUAGGCUUGUUCAUUUUAGGA